AUGGGUGUGAAGAUGCUCCAGUGUUUCCCGUUCUACAGACGCUGCAAAGAGCGCUGCAAGAGCCGGCAGUGCCCCCCGGCGGCAGUUCCCAUAGAGGAUAUGAAGCCGCGUUUGUCCUCGACCACCUCCUGGAGCAGCGACAGCGAGGGGGCGGGAAGCCUGAGUCGGGGGUCCCAGAUCUACUUUUCCUCCAAGGCCCGAUUGUCAUUUCGGCACCAGCUGGACAGCAACAUCAACGCUGUGGACGCCACCUACUGA
This is a messenger RNA of Menidia menidia (Atlantic silverside), 258 nucleotides long. The record is from the annotation of a GenBank genome assembly. NCBI's taxonomy places the organism in Eukaryota, Metazoa, Chordata, Actinopteri, Atheriniformes, Atherinopsidae.